Trypanosoma cruzi is the source of this 1617-nucleotide messenger RNA. RefSeq lists its product as uncharacterized. The coding region runs from base 1 to 1617 and encodes 538 amino acids. NCBI's taxonomy places the organism in Eukaryota, Euglenozoa, Kinetoplastea, Trypanosomatida, Trypanosomatidae. The transcript has a single exon. The record is from RefSeq and is a predicted model, not a curated record.
AUGGACUCGCUGUCUUUCCGUCUGGUGCGGCCCAUGAACCGGCUGACGCAGCUGGCUCUCCUGAAGCACUUUCAGUGUCACCCGGAGCAGCUGACGGCAUUCAACGCAAAGUUGAUUCAGCGGUACGCACUCCUCGACUACGUGGAUCACCGGACGAUGCUGGAGAUUCUCACAAAAAUGGCGAAACAGCCGCCUACGACAGCGUCGCUUAUCGGUCUCCGGCAGACCCUGCAGGCUGUUCAGCGUUUCCCACUUGCUUUGGAGGCGGACAAGCGAGCAUUUGAGACCGAGUUGCUGAAUUCUGUACUCGCGACACCAGCGGACACGCUUUCGUCCGUGGAAUACGGUGCUCUGUGGUCGUUCACCACACAAACCACGGCGUGGGAAGAUGUGUUGCGGCUGUCAAACACCUUUCCUUUGCAGAGCACCCUCCCGCUUCAGAGCGAAAGGGAAUUUCGCAUCGUGUUGAACCAAAUGCUCAUGUCAGCUAUUCCUGUUGCUUUGACAUCACCCGUGUCUUCUUCCAUGGACUCGCAGCCGCGUGGUGUGCGGCUGCUGAAGGAGUUGGUGGGAGAAGAAACGGCUUUAAAGCGCGCAUUUGAUGGCAUUGUUCACUCCGAUGCCUGCUGGACAGAACGGGAAUCUGCCGUGUUCACAUUUGUGGGUGUUGUGCACGCAUUGGGACGGUGGCCGAGCGAACACAUCCCUGAGGAAAAGGCGUGGAAACAGCUUGCACUGCACCCAACAACAUCUCAUGAUGUCGAUCUUCACCAGCUGCUGCGGGUGCUGGUGCGGGUGUACAGUCCAUUGGUGCCGGAGUACGUGCGGGAGUCUCUUGACGAGGCCAUGAGCACCGACUUGUGGCGCUGUUACUCCGAGCUGCCAAACGCGCCGGUGGCUGUGUUUUUUGGGUUGGGGGAGCCGCGGCUGAGGUUCCCCGACGAUCAAAAAACGGAGGAGGAGCAUGCGAUGGAUCGUGACGAGAAGACGCAGGAAGGUUUAGCGACAACCUCUCAAUCACGGCAAAUGCAAGAAGCACUACGACGGCUGCAUGAACGUGCUGUGGAGAAGCAGCUCCGCAGCGACGGACCACCGCUGGGCGUGUCAGUGCUCAUUAAUCUUCUCAUCAGUAACACUUUCCUGCGGGUUCAGGGAGAUCUUUUCCAUGCUAUUAUUGCAGCGUUAAAGGGUGCGUUGGCAUCGCCAUCAUCAUUGCGAUCGGUGACUCCGUUGCAGGCGGCCAUUAUUGCCGCAUGCCUGAAUCAAGUACAACAAAUGUUAACGGGAACCCACGCAUCUUCUUUAACUGUGGGUGAUACAGGCAAAGACAUGGAGGCGAUUGCGAGGCUUCUUUUGCCGCUUUUGAGUUACAAGCACAUGAAAGAUCAUGGCUCUGCGCGAUGUGUGUCGAUGUUACUUUGUGACUGCCCUUGCUGGACACGAGAGUGGGGUUUGGAGGAGGGAUGCCUAAAUCUACUGCGAGAACACGCACAGGAUGGUUUUACCAGGGCGCAGCUGCAGAGGAUUUUGAAAUGUGACAGUCACGGCCUUCUGUCGCUUCCGGUGGAGGUGAAAGGGAUCCUUGAGAAGCAGGCCGCAGAAGUGCCUGAGAGGUGA